AUGGACACUGAGAGAUCACCGGGUCGAUUCAUGCUACCACCUGCACCUUCGCUACAGAACCUGAUCCCGGCUUCUGGAGUAAAUGACGCUAUGUCCCCCGCCUCCUACAGCUUCGAGAUUGGCAGUACCGGUUUCAGUCCCAACUUGCAGGAAGCGGCAAUCUUUCUUGGUGACAAAUGCAGGCCUGAGCACCAGAAUUCCCGUGUGAGGCGAAGCUCAAUGGGGUUGACGGGAAGCAGAAACGGCGGCAGUGCCAAGGCCAGAAGAACCAAGGAUGAACUGGAUGAUAUCCCUUCCAUACUGAGUCGAGGCUCGAUCAUUUCAACGAAGUCCCGUCAACAUGUGGACAACUCCAAUGAGCACUCUGGUUCUGGACACGCGGCACAUGUCUCAUCACGGAACUCGCCAGUCCCCAGUACGAAUAUUGGCGGCCAGUAUCAUGGGCCUUCUUCUCCAAUUACCUUCCUGGAAAGAGCCUGGAAACGCAUCCGGGAGAACCACGCCUCAAGCAUAUCAAAGACUCUGGAAAAGGAGAUGUCAGCUGAGGAGCCUCUUUUGGUGACCGACGGCAAUGAAAUGCGCCUCGCAGAUGAGCGUUUCCGCAUGCCGUCAAAGUCUCAGGCCUAUAACCUAGUCGAGAGAUAUUUUGAAAUCGCCACGCCUUUCUUCCGGUUCCUCCACAAGGGUGCAGUCACGAACCUGGUCAAUAUGCUGUAUCAACAGCCAAGUGAGCCACAUACUGCUCACAGCACUAUAUCUCAAAGCCAAGUCACGCUCUUGUUAAUGAUUUUUGCGGUGGCUGCCUCCGAUUGUGGCGCAGACGGCGUUUUCGGAGACUACAGACAAAGUGAAUUGCUCCUCGAGGCUGCGCAAAGACGCUUGCAGCGAGAACGUGGUGCACCAACUCUGGACUCGGUCCAGGCGAGGCUUGUCGAAUGUCUGCACCUCUUAUCCAGUCGACAUGCAAACGAAGUCUACUCGAAAUUCGGGGCCACGGUCGCAUUAAUCAUCACCCUGGGCCUUCAUCGCCGUAAGCGGCCAGGAGGCUACAGAUCGGAAAUCGGAGCCAUCGAACAUGAGUGUCGCAAGCGAGCAUUUUGGGUCGCCUAUGUUCUAGAUCGGUAUCUCAGCGUUAUGGGUGGCCGUCCACGGACUCUCCAAGAUUUUGAUGCUGAUCAGGACUUUCCAGCAAGAGUACAUGAUGAUGAGUUGACGUUUGAAGGCAUUGAGCCCAGGGGAGGUCAUUUUGACUGUGACAUGGACGCACCCAUCAUGCAUAUCAAGCUUGCCCGGAUCAGUGCCCAAAGCUCUGCUCAAGUAUACCCUCUGCGGCGAAUAGGUCAAGACGAAAGACUCUCACAAGCCCAAAGUAUAUCUGCAGACCUGGCAGCAUGGAAAGGGGAGCUGCCGCCAUUCCUCGGUAUGAUUCCUGCCUCGAGUCUGAUCCCCAAGUUUCAACGACAGUCAGUUACUCUUUUCCUGGCACACGCCCACGCCGCUAUUCACGCCAACAGGCCAUUUCUUUUGAACAAUUUUGCAACCGCCUCGAACCCACCUCAUUUGACGCAACAAGCCGUCCGCUAUAUUCACGACUGCGUUGCCGCUGCUCGCAGCGUGGUGGAUGUUCUGAAAAGUUUCGAUGGUAAUGGCAUUGCUUUCCAUUCCUGGUGGUUCACACAGUAUAUCUCGUUCUGUGCCGUGGCAGUCGUCUACAUCUACACGAUACAACAGCACCAGAAGUUAGUCUCCACCCCAGCAGCCUUUGCUUCGGACGAGACAGGUAUUCAGUCAUCGUUUCUCGCUUCUGGCAAGGAGAGAGACUGGUUCGCCAUGGCAGAGAGCUGUCAGCAGAGGCUCGCAGCGGCUGCUAGGGAGAACUCACCAGGGACAAGGUAUGCCAUUGUUUUGGAGGAGCUGCGGCAAGAAACGUGCCGCCGUCUGUCGACGCAUGGAUCAGCUUAUGGUGACGACGCCCACAGUGUCUCACGGGGGGUCGAACAAAUCCCUUUGCAGGACGGAAUACAAGAUAGCUGGACUGAAGAAACGACCACAGAUUUUGCACAUAUUUUCGAUGAUCUGGGCGCAGUAGAUUGGAUUGCGCACUUACAUCACUUGGUAGGCCCACCUUCGGCUCUGAUAUCCAGCUUCAUUUAA
Molecule: messenger RNA, 2154 nt
Organism: Fonsecaea monophora
Lineage: Eukaryota; Fungi; Ascomycota; Eurotiomycetes; Chaetothyriales; Herpotrichiellaceae
Exons: 4
Coding region: 1-2154 (717 amino acids)
Biological process (GO): positive regulation of transcription by RNA polymerase II; DNA-templated transcription
Cellular component (GO): nucleus
Molecular function (GO): zinc ion binding; sequence-specific DNA binding
Source: RefSeq, a predicted model, not a curated record